This is a messenger RNA of Zingiber officinale, 599 nucleotides long. RefSeq lists its product as uncharacterized. NCBI's taxonomy places the organism in Eukaryota, Viridiplantae, Streptophyta, Magnoliopsida, Zingiberales, Zingiberaceae. The transcript is spliced from 2 exons. The coding region runs from base 66 to 359 and encodes 97 amino acids. The record is from RefSeq and is a predicted model, not a curated record.
UUAUUAACUUCCCUUGUGGUUAGACAGCGCCGAGGACUGCAGAGGCGCAGAGGCCGUGGGAGACGAUGGCGACGGAGAAAUUGGGGAUCAAGAUCGAGAAGAACCCGCACGAAUCCAAGAUCGCUGAUCUCGGCGUCAGGCAAUGGCCAAAAUGGGGAUGCCCUCCCAGCAAAUUUCCAUGGACAUACACAGCUAAGGAGACUUGCUAUCUGCUAGAGGGAAAAGUAAAGGUGUACCCUGAAGGCCAUGGAAAUGAGUUUGUGGAGAUUGAGGCAGGUGAUUUGGUGGAGUUCCCCAAAGGCAUGAAGUGCACUUGGGAUGUCUCAGUAGCCAUCGACAAGCAUUAUAACUUCGAAUAGUUUCCGGCAUCCAUCAACUGAGUCUAUAAAUGUCUAGUACUAGUACUUUCUCUUGAUGUUAAAGUCUUGGAGAUAAAUGAAUCAUCAAUGCUGUGCUUGUCAAACUACUAUGGACUCGCUCAGAUCUUAGUAAGGAAUUUGGCUAGGUCAAAUUGCCUGAGUUGGUUGAGGGUUCAAUCAAGUUGUUCCAGGAUGAUGAAUGAUUAUCAACAAAACAUAGUUUAAGUGGUUUGAUCUGUA